CUCCAUUCUGUGAAGAAAAAUCUUUCAGUUUUUUGAAACAGUAUAGAUUAAGAUUCCCUUUCCCAGUUCUCGGUUCUCACCCCUUUCCCAAACACCCAAAAUAAUAAUAAAAAACAUCAUAACAAUAAAUAAACAAUGACUUUCUCGCGUUUCACAGAAAGCUAACAACAGUAACACGCACGUAUGUAGGUAUGUGCAAGUGUGUUCAUUCACUCAAGUUUCAAACUUUCAAAUGUCAGAGAGACAGAAGAUGGUGCCAACCAGCACUGAACUCCAACCGAGAGCACCUUGCAACCUUGUACUGUUCCUCUCUGCUCCUCCAACUACACUUCCACUUUCCGCAAGGAUCACUGUUGGAUUCGAUCUGUAUGAGUUCAAGGUUUGAUCUUUUUUACCAUGGAGUGCUCAGAUACUAAGCCUGUGAAACCCAACUCGAAUAAUAUAUCGGAAAUGGUGUGCAAGUUUGCCAAAGUUUGUAAAUUGAAGUCUAUUGGGGUGUUCUCUUCCGAAAUCCCCAAUCUCCCUCACUUGCAAAGAUCCAUUUACAAUGAGACCCUUCUGAGUGAAGACAGCAGUGAAGAGAGCAGAUGCUAUGACCAGAAAGUGCAUCCCCACCCCACUGAAGUUCCUGCCAAAGAUAAUGCUUGUGCUGGUUUGGAGGUCAUGAGGAAGCUGUUUGAUGCUGUUUCGGCGCUGAAAUUGGCAUACCUUCAGCUUCAGCAGGCUCAUAUCCCUUAUGACCCUCAGAAGAUUGUUGCAGCUGAUGACCUUGUUGUUGCUGAGCUUGAGAAGCUUUGCAAGUUCAAGCGCGAAUAUGUGCAGAAACAUUGCAAGAAAACAAGGUUCAAUGCCGCUCGUUCUUCUCCCUUGAUGGCUGAAAUUGUGGCCAAAGAGGCACUUUUGGGGAAGCUGAAGUCUCAGAACAGUGCCAAAGAUUCUGAUAUUCUUCAGUUGUGGCGGGAGCUGCAAGAUUUGGAGAUGGGGAAUAAAAAUCUGAGUGAGAAGAUCAAGCAGAUAAGUUUGGAGAAAAGGAGAGCAGGUGUUUUGAGUGUUACUAAGGUUCAGGAUGUCUUCAAGGCUGCUUCAAAGUCCAUUCAUGAUUUUGCAAAACCGUUGAUUAGCUUGAUGAAAGCUUCGGGUUGGGACCUUGAUAGGGCUGCAAACUCCAUUGAGAAUGGUGCUGUUUAUUCCAAAAGGUGUGACAAGAAGUAUGCUUUUGAGGCCUACAUUGCGCGCAGAAUGUUUCAUGGGAUCGCUUUAACAUCUUAUGAUGUGAGUGAUAUUAUGAAGUUUGAUGACCCUUUUGAUGCACUAAUGGAGAAUCCACAUUCUGAUUUUGCCAAAUUUUGUCAAGCAAAGUACCUUCUUGUUGUGCAUCCGAAAAUUGAAGAGUCAUUCUUUGGCAAUUUGGAUCACAGAACAUUCGUAAUGAGUGGCAAGCACCCUAGAACCAAGUUCUAUCAGUUGUUUGCUAAAAUGGCAAAAUGGGUUUGGGUUUUACUUGGAUCUGCUGUGUCAAUAGAUCCUGAAGCAACCUUGUUUUCGGUGAGCAGAGGAAGUGUGUUUUCCAGCUUGUACAUGGAAUCUGUUGAGGAAGAAAAGGAGAGUGCAAUACUUUCAGAUGAAGAAAGAGUGACAUAUAAAGUUCAGUUCAUGAUCAUGCCAGGGUUUCAAAUUGGAAAGAUGGUGGUGAAGUCUCGAGUUUAUGUCUCGAAAAAUUCUUUAAGCUAAAUGGCGGACCUUUUAACUGGUAAUUCAGCUAACAGAACCACAUAAUUUUUGUACUAGAGUUCUUUUAAUGGCACCUUAGCUAGUCAAGAUAACCAUGGCUACUAGGUUAUGCUAGAACCUCAAUCCACCAUCUCUAUAUUUGUAAUCUUUCCUAUUAAUGUGAGACCUGGGAUAUGUAGUCGUUACAGUGGUCUUAUAUUUCUUUCUUUCUGCACUGUAUUUAUUUUUAACCUUUCAAAUUUCUCUCCAAACUGUAAAUAUGUGUGCAACUAAAACUGCCGUUCAUGAAUGCACUCUAGUUUAUUCUGUGGUCA
Molecule: messenger RNA, 2045 nt
Organism: Glycine soja
Lineage: Eukaryota; Viridiplantae; Streptophyta; Magnoliopsida; Fabales; Fabaceae
Product: protein GRAVITROPIC IN THE LIGHT 1-like
Exons: 2
Coding region: 397-1731 (444 amino acids)
Biological process (GO): negative gravitropism; response to red or far red light
Source: RefSeq, a predicted model, not a curated record